UUUCUCUUGUAAUUACCCGCAUCAUAGACACAGCAGAAUUCAUGGCAUCUGAGUGGGCUCCCUUCAGAAACUACAAAACCAAAUGCUGAGCUGACCACGUUCAGACGUAGAAAGUAAGUCACAGCACAACAAGGACAAGAGGACCACAAGUUGAACGGCAGGAAAUGUGGAGUUGAUGACCAUUUUCAACUAAAGACUUCACUUCAACUAAGACUGCAGGACAUGUUCUACUGGCAAUCAAACCCUUCAAUGUAAGGUUACUGACCCCAGAGGAAGAAGAAGGGGGAAAAGAAUUUCAGCGACUCUUAAUAUCAACCGAAACCACCGACACCGGCGUCUAAUAGAAAAGAGAAAAACAUUUGGAAGCCUUGACUAUCUGAGACGAAGUUAAUGAAAGUUUAUCGCAUCUUUGACUGCUGGUUUAAAGUGUGGUCGCCUUGUGAGCCGUCAGUGCGCCGAGGAGAGGGGCUCCAGUGACGUCACGGUGCGUUUCUGAGUGGACACAGUCUGCUGACCUGCUGCAGGAAGCAAGCAUAUCUCCGAAGAGCAGAGGAGGGCAGACAGUUGAAGCAAAAGGAGAAGAAAGGGUAGGUCAAGUGACUGAGGGAGAAAGAUCAGUAGACAUGAAUCAUCAACAGCUAGAAGAGAAGAAGAUGGGUGGACGAGUGAGCUGCUGGCUGCUGCUCACACUCUCUCUGAAAGGUAUUCUUGCAGCUGAUUGGGCAGUUCGUCUCCCUUCCAGUCCUAUUUCUGCUGUGAUUGGUUCCUCUGUGGUUCUCCCUUGUUCCUAUGACUUCCCUUCUACUGAGGCUGAGGGACGUCUCUCUGCUCAGGGUGGAGGAGGAGGAGGAGGAGGAGAGGGACAGCAGUACAACGUUUCGUCUGAGAUCUGGUGUCUCAAAGACAGUCGCUGUAUCACAUCAAGAUAUGUCUUCCACAGUGCCGGUCUAUUCCCACAUCCAUCCUACCAGAACAGGGUGGAGUACCUGGGGCAACCAGGAACCAAAAACUGUUCUCUGAGGAUUUCUGACCUGAGAAAGUCAGACAGUGGAGCAUACGUGUUUUACCUCAUCACCAGCCACCCCACACAGAAGAUGCCAGAGCAGAAAGGAGUACAGCUCCUAGUGGCAGACUCCUCCAGCGCGGUCACAGCAUUAGCGAGUCCCUCUACAGACAUCACAGAGGGCGUGGGCCUUCGCCUGGCCUGUGGCAGCCCUGCAGCUGGUCCACAGACCCGCUUCAGAUGGUAUAAGAGCACAAGCAGCAUCCUGAGACACACUGGACAGGUGUGGGACAUCAGUGAGGUUUCACCUGAAGACUCUGGCAGCUACUACUGUCAGAUAGAGACUGGAGAUCAAGUGCAGAACUCUACAAUGCUGCCUAUAGAUGUAAGAUACUCUCCUCGUAACACAGCCGUCACAGUCUCUCCUGCUGGAGAGCUACAGAAGGGGCUUCCUGUGACUCUGACCUGCAGCAGCGAUGCUAACCCGCCUGUCCACACAUACACCUGGUACCAGGGGGCAGCAUGUCUUCCGGCAGCAGACAAAAGCUUUUAUCGAGCCAGACAAUCCCCUGCUACACCCACAGGACGAGGCCCGACACUCAGGAGUGCCAGCAUCGCCGCUAAAGAAUAUGGGCUGCACUGCUGUGAGGCUCGGAACAGACAUGGAUCACAGACUGUUGGUGUAAAACUAACAGAUCCCAAAACAAUAGACCCAUCUGAGUCUUCAGGAAAGAGAUUGCUGAUUAUUGGAGUGACUGUCUGUGUUAUACUGGCUUUAAUCGCCAUCGUUGCCUUUCUCUUGUCAAGAAGACAGAAGUCAGCAAGGCAUCAGUCAUACAUCCUCACAGAGACAUCUGCUCCAAUACCUUGAGGCCUCAUUCAGCACAAAUACUAAAACUCUUAAACUGGAGUUGGCUCACUUUUGCUUAAAGAGCGUACUCAAGCAAGAGAAAAACUAUGUAAAUAUAUUUACUCUUUUGGCACUUAUCUGUUCUUUUUUUUUUUACUUUAGUUUAAGUGUUAUUGUGCUUUUGAAUUUGCUUAAUGCUGCUGUCAGGAUAUAAAGUGACAAAAAAUAAACAAAUAUAUUUAUUAUAUUUGGAAAAAUCCCCAAAAAUCCUCAGUUGUCAUCACCCAAUUUUCUUUUCUACUGCACUAAAACAACACGCCACAGAAUGCACCCAGUGGAAGCAAUGUCCAGAAUACAGCUGUUGCUGGAAGCCUGUUAGUGAUGAUGCAGAGCAUACAGAUGAUGAUGGAAAAUACUGAUCCAAUUAAAAGCUGUUUGCUGUAA
Messenger RNA from Eleginops maclovinus (Patagonian blennie), 2297 nucleotides. RefSeq names its product B-cell receptor CD22. The record is from RefSeq and is a predicted model, not a curated record. The transcript is spliced from 10 exons. NCBI's taxonomy places the organism in Eukaryota, Metazoa, Chordata, Actinopteri, Perciformes, Eleginopidae. Bases 624 to 1874 code for a protein of 416 amino acids.